AUGGCCACCAGCCGCGAAAAGCGCUCGACAAUGAGGAGUUUGAGCAGGAGAGAGAAGAAAUUCCGAAAGGCAUUCGACAAACGUGGUGCCUACUUCGGUACCCGGAUCAACGACCUGACGACGAACCUCAACGCCACUGCGCAACAUAUCAGGCGUCUCGACACCGCCCUCGCGACUCAACAACUCGUCAGCCUUCUAGUCUCCGUUGCCCCCUCUCUCGGCGAGAUCGCGGACGACGGCACACGGGCCGAGACCGAGGGGGACGAGCGGAAAGAAGAACUGUCCGAUAAACAGCAGCUCCGAUUGUGCCAUCGAGCAUACGUAUCGUUGGUGGUGCUGAAAGAGGAGCAGAAGCGGGACGCCAAGCAGCUGGAGCUCACGCAGGAGGCGAAGAAGGUGCUGUCGGACUGCGAGCAUCCGACGGAGGCCGAGGUGAUGGAAGCCGAUGCCAAGCGGUUCGAGCUGCUGAACGAGGCUUCCCUUGUCCGACGCGACGCUUCGCUCCUCCGGAUCGCGGAGAAGGUGCUAUGCACCGACAAGCCGGCGAUCGCGGCAUCGACGGGCCUGAGCCGCGCCUUUACCGUCAAGGAUGCCUGCGACUACAUCAACCGACCUCUGUUCGGCGCCCACGAAGCUGGGGAUCUGUCCACACUCCAUUCGUACCAGGGGGCCCGAGCUCGGUGUCCACGACCCACGCGUGGCUGA
Messenger RNA from Ectocarpus sp. CCAP 1310/34, 705 nucleotides. The record is from the annotation of a GenBank genome assembly. NCBI's taxonomy places the organism in Eukaryota, Phaeophyceae, Ectocarpales, Ectocarpaceae.